Molecule: messenger RNA, 1860 nt
Organism: Nematostella vectensis (starlet sea anemone)
Lineage: Eukaryota; Metazoa; Cnidaria; Anthozoa; Actiniaria; Edwardsiidae
Exons: 2
Coding region: 1-1860 (619 amino acids)
Molecular function (GO): nucleic acid binding
Source: RefSeq, a predicted model, not a curated record
AUGCGUGUCCCCUUUGUUGUCUAUGCCGACUUUGAGAGCUUCACAGAGAAUAUAGACACUUGCUCCCCAGAUGGGAGUAAAAGCUUCACUAAGCAAUACCAGAAGCACAAACCGUCUGGUUUCUGCUAUCUCAUCAAGUGUUUCGACGGAGAUAUAUCCCCAUCCGAGCUUGUACGGUACACAGCUGAAUCUCCAGACGAAGAUAUCCCACAGCUUUUCGUAGAGUCUUUGGAGUCAGACAUUAAGAAAAUUUACGAUAAGUUCAGGUUCCCUAAGAAGGUAAAAAUGACUCCGAAGGACAAAAUCGCCUAUAACGACGCCACUCACUGCCACAUUUGUGAGGGUAAAUUAGGGGAAGACAAGGUUUUGGACCAUUGCCCCCUUACAGGGAAGUACAGAGGUGCUGCUCACAACGCAUGCAACUUAGAUCACAAAAUUCCAAAGUUCUUUCCUGUUUUCUUCCACAACCUGUCCGGGUACGACAGUCAUUUGUUUAUCAAGAACCUAGGCGCGUCGGAGGGUAAGAUAAGUUGCAUACCUAAUAACGAGGAAAAGUAUAUCUCUUUCACGAAACAGGUCGUGGUCGACAGUUUCACGAACAAGAAGGGCAACAAGAUUGAUGUUAAACGUGAUAUCAGAUUUAUCGACAGUUUCAAGUUUAUGUCGGCCAGUCUCGACAGUCUAGUAGGUAACAUGUCAAGGGAGUGCUUCAAAAACCUGGCGAAGUACUAUGAGGGGGAGGAGCUCCAGCUGUUGUUGAGGAAGGGUGUUUUCCCUUACGACUGGUUCGACGGCUUUAGCAAGCUCGACGCAACACAGCUCCCACAGAGAGAGGCAUUCCACUCCAUACUCAACGGCACCGAAAUAUCGGAGGAGGAUCACCUGCACGCGCGGAGAGUGUGGGAGGUCUUUGGGAUGGGGACCAUGAGGGAUUACCACAAUCUGUAUCUAGAGUCGGAUGUGUUGCUUUUAGCUGACGUUUUCGAGAACUUUAGAGACGUUUGUCUCAAGAAUUACGAUCUGGACCCCGCUUGGUACUACACAGCGCCAGGGCUGGCUUGGGAUGCAGCCUUGAAGACCACCAAGGUGAGGCUGGAGCUUCUGACGGACUAUGACAUGUUGCUCAUGAUUGAGAAGGGCAUCCGCGGGGGUGUCUCCAUGAUAAGCAACAGACAUGGGGAGGCAAAUAACCCUUACAUGAAGGAGUGGAUGGGUGACCAAGAGCUGUCAGGUUGGAGAGACCGCCCAUGCAUUCUGGAGGUUGACUUGGAGUACCCCCACCACCUACAUGACUUACACAAUGACUACCCACUAGCCCCGGAAUCUAUCGGGCUAGGCAAGGUGGACAAGUUGGUCCCCAACCUCAACGACAAGACAAAGUACGUUAUCCACCAUGAGACUCAGAGUUUUGGGCUAAAAGUCACCAAGAUUCACAGGGGUGUCACUUUUGAGGAGUCUGCGUGGCUGGAGCCCUACAUUGACUUGAACACCGAUCUGAGAGCCAAGGCGACUAAUGAUUUUGAGAAGGACUUCUUCAAGUUGAUGAACAACUCCGUCUUUGGGAAAACCAUGGAGAACAUUAGGAACAGGGUGGACAUUCGCUUGGUGACGGACGAGAAGCAGGCCAAAAAGCUCAUAUCAAAUCCGAACUAUCAACAUCGCACCAUCUUUUGCGAGAAUCUAGUCGCCAUUCACAUGAAGAAGACAAAGUUAACCUUCAACAAACCCGUUUACUUGGGUAUGUCCAUCCUGGAUAUAAGCAAGACGCUCAUGUAUGAUUUCCAUUACAACUUUGUCAAACCCAAGUAUGGUGAGGCGGCUAAGCUCUUAUUUACCGAUACGGACAGCCUCGAUGUAUGA